AAACAAAUUUAAAUACAACAGAAAUGGCAAGACUUGGUUCAACAAAUCAGACGACUCAGAGAGCGGUGAUUGCAUUGACAUUAAUGGGUGUCUGUGUUUUGGCCACAAUCUCUAUGUCGUCCGCAAGAUAUUUACCCACAAGAAGUGAUGAGUCGAGACGGGAACGCAUUAAGGAAGUCCUUCGUAUGCUAUUGGAUUUACCCGAUGAUGACGGUGUCGACUAUGGAAUGACUGAAUAUGACUAUCAAAGCGCUGACAGUCAACCAGUUUCUCAAAUUAAUACACAAAAAUACAGCUCUGAUAGAAAACAGUUAAUCAAAUUAUAG
Oppia nitens is the source of this 326-nucleotide messenger RNA. RefSeq lists its product as uncharacterized. The coding region runs from base 24 to 326 and encodes 100 amino acids. The transcript has 2 exons. NCBI's taxonomy places the organism in Eukaryota, Metazoa, Arthropoda, Arachnida, Sarcoptiformes, Oppiidae. The record is from RefSeq and is a predicted model, not a curated record.